Eupeodes corollae is the source of this 663-nucleotide messenger RNA. RefSeq lists its product as uncharacterized. Bases 1 to 663 code for a protein of 220 amino acids. The record is from RefSeq and is a predicted model, not a curated record. NCBI's taxonomy places the organism in Eukaryota, Metazoa, Arthropoda, Insecta, Diptera, Syrphidae. The transcript has a single exon.
AUGUGCGAGGAUCAUUUUGUGGCAAAUACAAAACUUUUGCCUAUAGGUCGGUUUGAGGUAAAAUUGCCAUUUAAAUCUUCGCCGAAUUCACUUGGUUCGUCGUUUGAAGCGGCCAAACGUCGAUUCCUUGCACUUGAGAGAAAAAUUUCAAGAAAUAAUAAUUUGAGAGCAAUGUACAUGGAUUUCAUGAAUGAAUAUCUAUCGUUGGGACAUAUGUCACCAACGAAUAAUGAGAUUCCCAAAUUCCCACACUAUUUCAUUCCACAUCAGUGUGUCUUGCGACCGCAAAGCACAAGUACCAAGCUUCGUGUAGUUUUUGAUGCUUCAUGUAAAACGCCUACUCAAGUUUCUCUGAAUGACAUCUUGAUGGUUGGGCCAACCAUUCAAGAGGAGCUGUUUUCGACAUUGCUCCGUUUUCGCACUCAUAAAUAUGCCAUUACGGCUGAUAUUGCGAAAAUGUACCGGCAAGUUCUCAUUGCUGAAGAGCAUUCGAUUUACCAGCUCAUAGUGUGGAGGCAGAAUGCCUCUCAACCAUUACAAUAUUUUCGCCUUAACACUGUUACGUAUGGCACUUCUCCAGCACCAUUUUUAGCAAUACGGUGUUUGAAGAUGUUGGGCGAUAUCUCCAAAGAUUCAUACCCUACGGGGUCAAAAAUUGUAUAA